Molecule: messenger RNA, 993 nt
Organism: Symbiodinium sp. CCMP2592
Lineage: Eukaryota; Dinophyceae; Suessiales; Symbiodiniaceae
Source: the annotation of a GenBank genome assembly
AUGAGCGACGAAGAUGAAACCGAUAAGGUGAGUAUCGAAGAGACGGACGAAGUUGAGGUUGAGGAGGAGGACGUGCAGGAGGAACACGCAGAACAGCAGGAGGAGCAGGAAGAGGAAGCGCCGGAAGCGCAAGCCGAGCAAGAAGCGCAGGAAGCACAGGAGCAGGAGGAAGCGCAGCAUGAAGAGCAGCAGACAGAACAGCAGGAAGAACAGCAGGAAGAAGAGGAAGAGGAGCAAGAAGCGACAGAAGUGGCCAAAGACGACUCCCCCGCAGAGGAAGUUGAAGUGCCACCUCCCGUCCCACUCGCCGAAAUACUACGUGACGGAGAUUCCGUCAGGCUGAAGGGCUUGCAGUCCGACACAUCGAUGAACGGCCGGUUGGGAAAGUUCCGCAGACUGGAAAACGAGCAAGACGGCGGACGCUUCCUGGUUGACCUAGGGACUCGUGGUAUUGUCCGUGUACGGGAGGCCAACCUCGAGAAGGUUGAACCUACACGGCGGAGUGAGCGUCUUGCAAAGGUGAAGCGAGCACCUGCCAAGCCUGCCAAGCGAAGCGAAAAAACGCCGAAAAAGCCAGAUCGCGUAAAGGCGAAAGCAGCACCGAAAGCGCCGCCCAGAGCCACUCCAAAGGUUACAGCUGUCAAGAAGGGGAGCAACAAAGCCGCUCGUGCAGCCAAAGAAAAGACCUCAGGAGCCGCUGCAGCCGAAAAGACCUCGGGGCAGCUCUUUGUGGUGGGCGACUAUCGCAUUCGCUCUGACCCCUCCCUCGAGGUGCAGGACUCGUCUUCAAAAUGGCGGCCGUGCCACAUCUACGAGAACUACAAGGAUCACCACAUCGUCAUCUGGUACGGCGGAAACGAGUACGAGGGACUCGGGGGCAAGCCAUACAGGCUUACGGGCAUCAGCCCGGAAGCCAUCUUCAAGGGUCAGCUUGGCCAGCUGCUGGAUUCGGAUGGAGAGCGAAUUCCAACCAGAAAGAGGCCAAUGCGCUGA